Molecule: messenger RNA, 1679 nt
Organism: Nilaparvata lugens (brown planthopper)
Lineage: Eukaryota; Metazoa; Arthropoda; Insecta; Hemiptera; Delphacidae
Product: methyltransferase-like protein 17, mitochondrial
Exons: 10
Coding region: 193-1599 (468 amino acids)
Biological process (GO): translation
Cellular component (GO): mitochondrial small ribosomal subunit
Molecular function (GO): methyltransferase activity; structural constituent of ribosome
Source: RefSeq, a predicted model, not a curated record
AAUUAAAUUCAAGAUGGAGCCGAUCAGUAAACAUGAAUAUUUGUUUUGGUUUUGAAAGCCCUAUUAUAACAUUUUGUUCUUCUUUCUAAGUUGUUAUUUCAUGUUUGUAAUAAAAAAUAAGUAGCAAAUAAGGUAUUAUUGUAAGGUUAGAAAUUGAAGAUACCUUAUUUUACGUGCAAUAGCCUAAUAAAAAUGUCACGUCGGUGUCGUAAUAUUUUAUUAUUUUGCUGUAAUUGUAGACAGAUGAGCACUAGGAUAAGAAUUGUUCCUGAACUGAACCAAAACGUGUAUGAAAAUAUUGUGAGCAAUAACCUCAAUCCAAAGAAGCACCCUGGUGUUUGUCGAAUGUUACCUCAAAGGAUACCAACCGUUUUAUUUGAUGCUGUUCAAAAUGCUUUAAAAGACAGAUGUGCGAAAACCCUUGCGAAUGAAGGAGAUGCUUUCAACAGGUUUCUGAGACUGAGGGAAGCGCCAUUGGAUGACGAAACAUGUGCUGAAAAUUUGAAAAAUAUCAAGGAGAGAGUUGAAAGAAGAAUGAAAACGAGUGAAAGCAAAAUAUCCUCCGAGCAAGAACUGAACAAACACAAGGCGCUGGUGAAGAGCAGGUCGCUGGCCAUAUUUAAGAAGUCAACCUACAACUGGAAGCCCGUUGUCUACGACCAAUACACGUCACUGCUCUAUAUGAUGGCAAGGCUGCCGCAGAACUAUGCCGUGCUGUGUCGUGUCUUCAACGAAAUCGCCGUUCGUGAUAGCCAAUUUACGGCUAAGUCCAUUUUCGAUUUCGGCAGCGGGGUCGGCACUGCUGUCUGGGCUGCUAAACAUUUCUGGGGAGAACACAUGAAGGAGUUCUAUUGUGUGGACACGUCGUCUCAUAUGCUAGAUCUGGCUCAGUUCUUGGUGCAAGGAGACGCCACUUCAGUGCCGCUACCUGGUUACUACUAUCGACAGUUUCUCCCUUCUAAACCUAGAAAAUAUGACAUAGUAGUUAGUGCUUUCUCACUCAUAGAGCUGGCUUCCAAACAGAUCAGACUGGAAACUAUUCUCAACCUAUGGAAUCAAACCGGUCAAUAUCUAGUCAUUGUUGAGCAUGGAACCAAAUCUGGUUUAAGGUACGUUAAGAAUGAUUUAAUUUUUCAGUGCCCUCAUGAUUUGCACUGCCCACGUCUGGCACCUGAUCAGAGUCCAUGUAAUCUAGAGGUGGUCUAUUUCUCAUUGCCGUUAGGAGUGAGAGGAGAGACAAUUAAGAAGGAAAAGUUCUCCUAUGUGAUAUUGAAGAAAGGCGCAAAACCAGACGAAGAUCAUAAAUGGCCACGUAUUGUUUCUCGUAACCUGAAAGUCAGUCGGCAGAGCAUUUGUAGGGUUUGCACCUCUGAAGGAAAACUACAAGAGGUCAUAUUCACAAAAGCCAAGAGUGGAAGAGAAUCUUACAAAUGUGCGAGAGCUAGUAGAUGGGGUGACCUCCUCCCGGUGCAGUUGAGUGAACUGGAAGUGGAAGUCAGAGACUGGGGGGCCAAACACGGUGAAGAAGAAGAAGAAGAAGAGGAGGAGGAAAAUGACCAAAACGAGGAGGAUGAUGUGGAUGAUAGUUCACCAAAAUAAUUAGACUACGUAUAGAAUAUUAGAAUCAGUAAAAUGUAAAAAAUACUUUGUGCUUUGAAAAGUUACUUACGUUAAUUUAA